Messenger RNA from Oppia nitens, 1641 nucleotides. It is a transcript of the gene wash, whose product is annotated as WASH complex subunit 1-like. Gene Ontology annotation, cellular component: recycling endosome; early endosome; WASH complex. The transcript has 2 exons. The coding region runs from base 59 to 1585 and encodes 508 amino acids. Gene Ontology annotation, molecular function: alpha-tubulin binding; gamma-tubulin binding. Gene Ontology annotation, biological process: endocytic recycling; Arp2/3 complex-mediated actin nucleation; retrograde transport, endosome to Golgi. NCBI's taxonomy places the organism in Eukaryota, Metazoa, Arthropoda, Arachnida, Sarcoptiformes, Oppiidae. The record is from RefSeq and is a predicted model, not a curated record.
GCAAAGCUUUGAUACAAACAUUGCGUAAUGUAUUGAAAGAUAUUAGGCGUCAGUAUAUAUGUUGACAAUAAUAACAGUAAUAAUAAACACAUCUCUUUGGACCCAAUUUGGUGAUCAUAUCAAGCAAUUGUCGUUAUUAUCAUCAGUGAUGGACGACAACAGGUUUGCUAUUCAAUUGAUUUCACACAAUAUGAGACGCGAAGAAAUGAUGGCUCAAGUGAUCAUCAGUUUAGACCAGUUGUCGACGAUUACGGACCACAUCUUCAAACGAAUCGAUGAGAAGAUUGAGUCAAUGAAUGAGAAGCUAUUGGACAUCAAUCAGAGGAGACAAAAUUGUGUCAAUAAGAUUCAACAGAUCAAGCAGUUGGCCAACAAAGCCACUAAAAUAUACGCCAAUUAUAAGUAUCCGAUGGAAGAGCUAUCUUCAGUUAAUGACAUUUACCGACCAAUUAGUGGUCAAUUCGUAGACACUAAUCUGAUUAAUAGUUUUUAUGAAGAUAUCAAAAUCAGUGCAAAACAUAUACCAUUUGACGAACAGUUGAUCAAAGAGAAGACACAGUUCUUCUCGAUUCCCAAAACGUAUCACAAAUCCAUUGAUGACUUUGACUCAUAUGAUCUCAAUUUAACUGAACCUUUGGGUCCAAUUCCAUGGCAUAGAAUCACUUCUUUGUCAUCACUUUUAGUCUUUAAUACGGCUGACAACCCAUAUCUCAGAAGAUCUCAAGGCUCGUCAUUAUAUGACCAGAAGAUACGGUCGAAGCGACCACAAGAUGCAAAUGUCCAAAAUAAUGAUAUAUUUGAAGCGCCAGACUCUAUACUACACAGCGAACAAACAGAAAUACAGGAUCCACUUCUUUAUUUGCCAAAAGUUCAAUCAGCGCCACAAAUAAUGGAUGACUUACCGGCAGCUUUGCCAGCACUUGCAGGCAUUGCUGAUGACAUUAUUUUCACACAAAUGGAUGAAGAUUUUAUGAGUUCAACAAUUCCUAAUUUGAAAUCAAUUAAUCAAAUUAAACCACAAUUGCCUGAGAUUACAAAUAUUGAUGAACCAAACAUAAAGACUGUAUCGCAGAACAUUGUCAAUGUUACACAACCCAAGACAAUAAUUAGUCAAACCAUAGCUCAGUCUACAACUACAAUACCAACUGCAGUACCUCCACCUCCACCUUUUGUACCACCUCCUCCUCCGCCACCACCUACUCUUCCUUCAAUAACCAAAGGUGUAUCAACAACAAGUGUACAAAUGUCUAAUGAUAAUUCAAGAUCUAAUCUAUUGGCGUCAAUCAGAGAAGCAGCCGGAAAGCCUAAAAAGAAUGUAAUGGAGCGCAAAAAGGAGGCAAAAAAGGCCAAACAAAAAGAAGUGGUUAGUGGAGACCUAAUGACAGAUCUGUUCAAUAAACUCGCGAUGAGACGUAAAGGUAUCAGUGGUACUAAUGUUGCAAAAGAAUCCAAUUCAGUUCUCAUGCCAUCCGGAUUAUCGGCUGAUCCCAACUCCGCUAUGCAACGCAUAUCAUCUAUGAUUCCACCGCCGCCACCACCAAUACCAUCAGUCAGUCAAGAAGAUAAUGAAGAUGAUUGGGACUAACAUUUAAACAUUACAUAGUUUUUAAUUAAAUUUCUCUAUAUUUUAAAACAAAUUUU